Molecule: messenger RNA, 1250 nt
Organism: Oryzias melastigma (Indian medaka)
Lineage: Eukaryota; Metazoa; Chordata; Actinopteri; Beloniformes; Adrianichthyidae
Product: interferon a3-like
Exons: 4
Coding region: 694-1248 (184 amino acids)
Biological process (GO): response to exogenous dsRNA; defense response
Cellular component (GO): extracellular region
Molecular function (GO): cytokine receptor binding
Source: RefSeq, a predicted model, not a curated record
GUAAAUUGGAUUCCUCCUUUCAGGCAAUUAAUUAAGUUCUUUAAUAUUUAAAAUGGGUCAUUUAUGCAUAAGAGCUAAAAAUUCUAUUUAUAAUUAAGAGUAAUUGACCUAUUUAGGUGGAUGCAUGCGUAUUUUCCAAUUAAUUCAUGACUAAUGCCAUUACAUUUGAUAGAUUUCUUAUAUUUCUGUUUGUUUUCUUUUGCUUUUUUUUUUUUUUGAUUGCUCAAAAUAAACUAUUUAACAUUUGUAACAUUUGGUAAAGUUAUUAAAAUCUAAAUUUGUACACAUUUUUAAAUAAAAAAAAUCAAACUAGAGGAGAAAGACUGAUAAAGAAUCUUUAUUAAAAAUAACAUAUUCUUCAUUUUAAGUUUUUUUGUUGUAGUUUGUCUUGGUUAAUUGGUUUUCAUUUAAGACAACUCAUCAUGAAUAAAAAGUGUUGUAAUUGAUCAUCUUUGUGUUUUACAGUCCUUUUCACUAUAUUUUUCCUUUCUUAUCAACAUUUAUUCCUAACCCCUGGCAUUUUACCUGUCGGAUGAGGUGAACUCCACGCUUAACCGCGCGUGAUUCCCCGCGAGGAAAGGGAAAUCCGCGCUCCGUGCUUUAAAAGCGCAUUCUGCAGCUCUGCUCCAUCACAUCACAGCAUCAGCAGCAGCUUGAGUUUGUCUCCAUAAGGACACUUGCAGCUUCGUGAAAAUGCUCCACAGACUGGUGUUUGCGUGUGCGCUCGUGGCUCUGUUCGGCGCGGGAUCGUCUCUGCGCUGCAGGUGGAUGGACCACAAGUUCAAACAGUUGAGUGACACCUCGUUGGAUCUGCUGGGGAAGAUGGUCAUUAACGCCACAAACAGCACUGGGAACCAGGAGGAUGCUGGAGAGGAGGUGCUCUUCCCUCAUCAUCUGUACAGAAACGCGUCUCAAGAAUCAGAUGAGAAUAAAGUCGCCUUCACGGUCCAGGUUCUGAAGGAAGUGUCUGUCCUGUUUGAGGAGGACAGCUCCUUCUCAUCAUGGCAGCAGAGCGGACUGGAGAAGUUCCUCGGAGUGGUGAACACACUAGCUGAAAGGCUUCACUCCUGCGUGCCUGGGAGCCUCGACCCCAACAUAAAGCAGCUGCAAAUGUACUUCAAGAAGCUGCUGAAUCACAUCCUGAAGAAACAUGGUUACAGUGUUGAAGCCUGGGAGAUCAUCAGGAAGACAACUAAAACUCAUCUAGAGAGAACACAGCGGCUGCUUUCUGCUUUAAUCUCCUCUUGAAU